Contarinia nasturtii (swede midge) is the source of this 863-nucleotide messenger RNA. RefSeq names its product DAZ-associated protein 2. NCBI's taxonomy places the organism in Eukaryota, Metazoa, Arthropoda, Insecta, Diptera, Cecidomyiidae. The coding region runs from base 231 to 788 and encodes 185 amino acids. The transcript is spliced from 5 exons. The record is from RefSeq and is a predicted model, not a curated record.
UCGUAGUGGAACAAAAAAACAUUAAACAGCAGAGAGAAAAAACAUUCCGAACAAUUUUAAAACCAAAUAAAAUUGAUUUUUUUUGUUUCAUCUUUUACCAAGAAAAGCAAUCAUUUGCCUGAUUCUCGUUGCAAUAAUUUUGUUAUAAUACGAUUGCAUUUAAAUUUUCCAAUUGGUGCUCGUUUCCAUUUUUUCUGAAUUUAUUUUACUUAAAGUGAUAUAAAGAUCUCAUGGAUAAACAACAAAAAAAUGUUUACCCAAAUCAACAAUCAGUCAACUAUAACAUGAUGAAUCCGUUGCACUUACCCACAGCACCGCAACAUCAUCCACACGCUGGUCAACCACCCCAGUUUUAUCAGAUUCCUUCAAUGCAACAGCCAUUAUACUAUGCAGCAUCACCACAAACUUAUUCUCCACAUCCAGUUGCGCCUCAGCAUUUCAUGAUGCCACCUCCGCCGUACUCAAGCACACCCCAAUCGUACUCGAUUAUUCCAGUAGCGGCACCGAUUACAGCACAUCAGACUAAUGAUACUACUGGAAUGCGUCCACCUCACAUGUUUCAUAAUGUGGCUGCUGCUCCGCCAGGAUAUACAAUGGCUCCGCAAACCGCAAUAUUUGAUGCUGGUGCACGGUUCAAUGGGAAAGCUCCGGUAAUUCCACCACCUGCACCUGGAUAUCUACCAAAUGCAGCACAAGUUGCUGCCAUGCAAGGUCAACCGGUCAUUGUAGAGAAGAAGAAAAACAAUUUCUUUACAGGAGGCAAAGGGGGCGGCUAUACCUUUUGGUAGUUAUAGUCAAUAUGUCAUCGCCACUUCAAUACACCAAAAAUAUAAUAAAAAAAAAAAUAUUAAUUUAAUAAUGAA